Anthonomus grandis grandis is the source of this 2181-nucleotide messenger RNA. Its product is annotated as alpha-taxilin. The record is from RefSeq and is a predicted model, not a curated record. Bases 255 to 1751 code for a protein of 498 amino acids. The transcript is spliced from 6 exons. Gene Ontology annotation, molecular function: syntaxin binding. Lineage: Eukaryota; Metazoa; Arthropoda; Insecta; Coleoptera; Curculionidae.
UGUGGCUCACUGUGGGUCGAAGCUCGCGCGGAGACUGUCUACGUUUUGAAAUCUAAUCUUAGCAACCAAAAGGCGGCUAAAAAUAAAUCUAUAUUUCCUUAGCUUCCAGGUAGAUUUCCCUUUUUUGCAGAAACGUGCUCUUUCUGUGUAUCAAAACAUGGUGGAUUAAGACAUUUUGUUAACUACUUUCAAGAAAAACUGAAGCUAUUUUUUAAUUAUUAGUAUUUUUUUUACAAAUUCAAGGAAAUUUUAGAAUGGGUGACGAAACAGCUUCAAACAAUACUGCCUCUGCUCUUAAAGUGGACAAGAAAAAGAGAAAAGAUGAGAAAUAUCGAAAAAGAGAUCCAAAGUCUUGGGAGAAUGUCUUGAGAGCUACAGCUAACAUGAGUCCUGAAGAAAAACUACAGUAUUUAGAAAAUGCUUAUAAUGAACUCUAUAAUGAAAACAAAACUACAAGUGCCAAUUUGCUACUUAGGGAGAAACAAUAUGCACAGACUGUAAAGGAGCAUGAAAAAGAUAGGGCAGAACUUACUAAAAGUAUUUUAGCAAAAGGACAGCUAGAAAGUUUGUGUCGUGAGCUACAAAAACAAAACAAGCUUAUUAAAGAAGAAAAUGUAGCUCGAAUAAAGGAAGAGGAGGACCGAAGAAGAGAGGUGGCAAAUACUUUCACUGAGCGCCUUAAUGCUCUUACAAACCUUAUAACUGAAAGCAAAGAUAAAUCAAAUAAGGUCAAGGAAGAAAACCAAAAUAUGGCUGUUAAACUAUCUGAACUUUAUGAACAAUACCAGCAAAGAGAAACUCAUUUGGAAACUGUGACUAGGCAAUUAGAUUUACAGAAGAAACUAGCUGACACAAAAGCUAAGAAAGUUGAGAUUGAAUAUGAAGCUGAGCGUCAAACUUUCCAAGCUCAAAAAAAAGCUAUGGAAGUUCAGUUAGAACAAUACGAACGAGAAAUCAUUCUAAUUCAAGAGAAGAAUAAGGGACUUGAAGCACAAGUAGAGCUAUAUAAAAGUCAAUAUAGUGACUUUGAAACUACUAUGUCUAAAAGCAAUAAGGUUUUUGACACAUUUAAAGGAGAGAUGGCUAAAAUGAGUAAGCACGUCAGCAUAUUAGAAUCAGAGAGGAAUGAUUUGAAGAAGAAGUGGCAAUCCAGCGUUAACUCAUUAUUGGCUCUCUCUGAACAACAUAUGGCUAUGGCCAAGGAACAAAAUGCACUAGAAAAAAAAAUCCAAAUGCUGGAAAAGCUUUGCAGGCAACUUCAGGAUGAUAGAACUGCCUUCUGGAAGCAACUAAAGGAUAACAGCAUUGAGCCUAUUAUACCUUCUAGCAUUAAAGAAGCUCUUAAACAGGAAACUGAUGAAUCUAAAAGUCAUGAAGCGUCCACUGUUCUAGACUCAAAUAACUUGCCAUUGACUGUUUUAUCUGCUGAGUUAAAAGGUGAUACAUCUGAACUUGUUCAAAAGGAGAUGGUAAAGGUUUCACUAAACCAAAAUGGGGAUCAAUCUUCCAGUGAUAAAAAACCAAAGAAAGAACCGUUGAGUGUUGAAGUUAAAAGUGACAGCCGCUCUAAAUGUCCAACAAAGGGAUGUAAUGAAUCGCUGGUUUGCCCUUUAACCUCUAAAGCUGGCAAUCAUGACAUAGCCAAUAAAACUGAGGACAAAGAGUGCAAUUUAAAAAAUGGAAAUAAACCAUUGAACGAAGAAACUGAUGCUAAAAGCUCCAUUAAAGAACCUCUUGCUAGCUCUCCCUAGAACAAUACCAUUGUUUUGACAAAAGCGCCACUGAAAACAACUGAGGCAACAGUCACAAAGAAACAACAAAGGAAUAAAAGUUAUUUCGAUUUGUUUUUAAUUUAAAUAAUUUGUCGAAUAAUUGUUUUUGCUGGUUAUGUUUUUCUAUAAUAAUAGAUUUUCUUUUGGUAAUUCCUUUUUUGAUGACACUAAAGUAUUUAUAUUUUUAAUUUGUAUAAACCGACAAGGUUCGCCGGUUAUUAUAAAAAGCAUAGGCUCAAAAACGAUGUGGUGUAUAAGUUCUUUCACAAUAAUUAUUUCAGCUUUAGUUGAGUUCCUGAUGUUUUUUUAGAAUUUUUGAGUGAUUUUUAUAUCACCUAAGUUUAUUUGUUUAAUACGUUCAUGUGAUAUACUAUACGUAUUUCAAUAAACUGAUCGUGUUUUGACAAAA